Leptopilina boulardi is the source of this 2317-nucleotide messenger RNA. It is a transcript of the gene Fic, whose product is annotated as protein adenylyltransferase Fic. Gene Ontology annotation, molecular function: protein binding. Bases 281 to 1738 code for a protein of 485 amino acids. The record is from RefSeq and is a predicted model, not a curated record. NCBI's taxonomy places the organism in Eukaryota, Metazoa, Arthropoda, Insecta, Hymenoptera, Figitidae. The transcript has 4 exons.
CUUUCUAUACGUAUAUACAAUAAUAGUUAUUAGUAGUUUAAAUUCAUUGAUAAACAUUUCACAAAUACAUUGAAAAUUUAAUAUAAGUAUCAGCUGACGUUAGGUUUUUUUUUCUGUCAUUUGUUUGUAUAUAUAUAUAUAUCUAUAUAACAGUGAAUACGGAUGUCACGAUUGUGUGAUGCCACUUGGAGGUUACGUUUUGCAAUGUUAUUAAAUCGUCUUUAUAAUAAAGUUUAUUUAUUUAAUAAAACAAUAAGACUUAUGAGAGUGAUAGUGAAAAAUGAUUUCAUCAUGUCUCAAAGAAUGUCAUUUAAAUUUUCUCAAAUUUUUCAUCAUCUCGAAUAAUAAUACGUGUAAGAAAAAAACUUCAAAACAAAAGUUCGAUAUGGUUCCAAAUAAAAUAAUUGUUCUAUUAGUUUUUUUCUCCGGUAUUAUUGCCGCAUUUAUUGGUACACUUUUGCAUCGUUAUUUUUGUGAGACAUACGAUUUUACAGGCGGUGUAAAAAUAUUUUCACCUCUUCCGGGUGAAAAUUUCCUCAACACCUACGAGGAGGGUAUAAUUGAAAUAGAAAAAAAUUCUCCCAAUCUCAUUAUUGAUAAAUGGGAUUCACAUAAUAAUGCAGCAUCCGUAUCGGAGGCACUUACAUCACUUCAUUUGGCACUUGAAAUGAAACACACGGGUAAAAAGAAAAAAGCAGUAAAAUUAUUUCAACAUGCAGUUGCACUUGCACCCGAGCAUCCCGAUAUAUUAAAUCGUUAUGGUGAAUUUUUGGAAUAUACAGAAAAUGAUAUUGUCAAGGCAAAUGAAUAUUAUGUACGUGCAUUAACAUAUCAGCCAAAUCAUGAGAGUGCAUUGUUAAAUCGUGAACGUACGGCAAGAGUUGUUGAGGAACUUGAUCGUAUUAUGUUGAGGCGAAUUGAUGAGAAACGAAAUUCAUUAUCGGCAAUACCCGAUAAUGAUGCGGCAUUAAUAAGAGCAAAAAAAGAAGCAUAUUUUCAACAUAUCUAUCAUACAGUGGGAAUUGAGGGUAAUACAAUGAAUUUGGCACAAACGCGAGCAAUUGUUGAGACAAGAACGGCAGUCGCUGGAAAAAGUAUCGAUGAGCAUAAUGAAAUUCUUGGUCUUGAUGCUGCAAUGAAAUAUAUUAAUGCCACACUUGUUAAUAGGGUGGGAUCAAUAUCAAUAAAGGAUAUAUUGGAAAUUCAUAGACGAGUAUUGGGUCACGUGGAUCCUAUUGAAGGUGGACAAUUUAGACGUACUCAGGUUUAUGUUGGUGGACAUAUUCCACCUGGACCUGGGGAUAUUCAUUAUUUAAUGGAGGAAUUCGCUUCCUGGUUAAAUAGCGAGCAAGCUAUUAGAUUACAUCCCGUUAGAUACGCAGCUUUGGCUCACUACAAAUUAGUGCAUAUUCAUCCAUUUUCCGAUGGCAAUGGAAGAACAUCUCGUCUUUUAAUGAAUAUGAUUUUAAUGCAAGCUGGCUAUCCACCGGUAAUAAUUCACAAACGUCAUCGUCAUGAAUAUUAUGAAAAUUUACAAAUAGCAAAUGGAGGCGAUGUGAGACCAUUUGUGAGAUUUAUCGCUGAAUGUACUGAACAAACACUUGAUCUAUUUCUUUGGGCAACUAGUGAAUUUUCCAAACAAGUCCCAGCAUUAAGUCAAGACAGUAUAUCACGCGAUAAACAAAAUACAAUUAUUCUUGACGCCGACGAUACAAGUGAUUUUGAUCAAGAUUAUUGAAAUACGUGCAAUUUAGAUACAAAUUCAAAUAUUGACAUUUAUCGUCAAAAUAAAAUGACGAAGAAGAAAAUUAGUAAAUUACUAGAAAAGUGUGAAUUUUUCAUAAGGAGAGAAAAUCUUUGGAAAAAAAGGUACUAUUAUUUUUUUUCAAAUAAUUAUUUUUUAUGUUUGGUCUUGACUUUUUUCCUGAUCAGAACCAAUUUUAUUAAUAUCUAAAUGUAUAUAAUAUAUAUAUAUUAGCAAUAAUGUGUAUAAAAAUUUUAAUCAAGCAAAUGCUGAUUGUAAAUAUCGCACAAAAGGCUGUAAGUCCAAAAAACACAAGAGAUUUUUUGCAAAAAAAAAAGUGUCCUGAGAUUUAUAUAUUUAAAUCAUAUAAAUAUAGAUUUGACUAAAUUUCUUUCAAAGAAAUUUUAAAUAGAAAUAUUUUAGUCAAUUUCUGUUAUUUUAGUACUUAAUUUAAAUUAUUUUUAUUUAUUUGUGACAAAUGUCUAUUGACAUUUUUUAUUUCAAUUCUUAAUUUUAAAAAUUAAAAAAACUACGACACCCAAAGAUGAAUAAAAGAAAAUAAAUUACAAUAAA